Molecule: messenger RNA, 1922 nt
Organism: Ahaetulla prasina
Lineage: Eukaryota; Metazoa; Chordata; Lepidosauria; Squamata; Colubridae
Product: ATP synthase subunit a-like
Exons: 1
Biological process (GO): proton motive force-driven ATP synthesis
Molecular function (GO): proton transmembrane transporter activity
Source: RefSeq, a predicted model, not a curated record
AUGCCCACUAGAGAACAUAAAAACAAUAAAAAUAAAACCAAUAAUAACACUACCAUGAUAAUAAACCUAUUUGAACAAUUUGCCAGCCCGGAAUUAAUAAUAACCCCAACAAUUCUUAUAUCUAUAGCAAUUCCAAUAUUAUUAAUCAACAACAAACCACGACUGAUUGGAAACCGAAUAACAAUAGCCAUUAUCUGGGUAAUAAAGACUGUAAUAAUUAAUAUAACAAACCAACUAUCAAAUAAAGGACAAAAAUGAUCACAAAUAUUGACUGCACUACUGAUCACAAUCCUAACAUCCAACCUGUUAGGGUUACUUCCAUAUACAUUUGCAUCAACCUCACAACUAUCAAUAAAUAUAGCAAUAGCAAUCCCUAUUUGACUAUCCACAAUCAUCACUGGGAUAAUAAAUAAACCAUCAAUCACACUAGCACAUAUACUACCAGAGGGGUCCCCAACACCGCUUAUUCCCUUUAUGAUCCUAAUUGAAACAGUCAGUAUUUUAAUACGACCAAUUGCAUUAGGUGUACGACUAACAGCAAAUAUUACAGCAGGACACCUACUCAUAACUAUAAUUAGCACGACCACAUUAAAUUUUAUUAAUGCACACAUCCUAAUAAGUACCAUAACCGGACUAUUACUUGUACUGCUAUCCGUAUUAGAACUAGCAGUAGCCUGUAUCCAAUCCUAUGUUUUUGUCCUAUUAAUUAUCCUAUACCUACAAGAAAACACAUAAUGAUCCACCAACUACACCAAUACCAUAUAGUAGACCCAAGCCCCUGACCCUUAACAGGAGCAGUGGGCUCAUUACUUACAGCCUCAGGACUAGCAAUCUGAUUCCACACAAACACCACCACAGUACUCAAAAUGGGGUUAUUAACCUUAACACUUACAAUAAUUCAAUGGUGACGAGAUGUAGUACGAGAAAGCACCUACCAAGGACACCACACAAAAGGUGUACAAAAAAACAUACGAUACGGAAUAAUUCUAUUCAUUACCUCUGAAGUUUUCUUCUUCUUGGGGUUCUUUUGAGCACUAUACCACGUAAGCCUAGUACCAACACCAGAGUUGGGGGCAGAAUGACCACCAACCGGAAUCACCCCACUAAACCCAACCGAAGUACCACUAUUAAAUACGGUAGUACUUCUAUCAUCCGGAAUGACAAUCACAUGGUCACACCACACACUUAUAUUUGGUAAUAAAAAGGAGGCAACGCAUGCCCUUAUAACCACCAUCAUGCUCGGCAUCUACUUCACAGCCUUACAAGCAUCAGAAUAUAUAGAAACCCCAUUUACCAUCUCAGACAGCGUCUAUGGCUCAUUGUUUUUCGUGGCUACGGGGUUUCACGGACUUCACGUAAUGAUUGGAACUACAUUUCUAACAGUCUGCCUAAUACGCCUUAUUAAACACCAUUUUACAACCACCCACCAUUUCGGAUACGAAGCAGCAAUUUGAUACUGACACUUCGUAGACGUAGUUUGAUUAUUCCUAUAUAUCUCGGUAUACUGAUGAGGAUCUUAUUUCUUUAGUAUAUUAGUACAAAUGCCUUCCAAGCAUUAAGUCCCUGAGGGAAGAAAUAAUAAACCUCAUCACCACUGCCUCAAUAACAAUACUCACAGCAACCGCACUUCACAUAAUUAGCAAACACAUUAUUAAAAAACCGGAUAUUAAUAAACUGUCACCAUACGAGUGUGGAUUUGACCCACUAGGCAAUGCCCGAACCCCAAUCUCAAUUCAAUUCUUCCUAGUGGCCAUUCUAUUUAUCCUGUUUGACCUAGAAAUCGUACUUCUUCUUCCAAUCCCAUGAAGCGCUAAUACAAACCCACCACAUAACACUAUCACCUUAAUCACAAUGCUACUGACCAUCCUAACCCUGGGCCUUCUAUAUGAAUGACUUCAAGGCGGAUUAGAAUGAACUGAAUA